Molecule: messenger RNA, 130 nt
Organism: Racocetra persica
Lineage: Eukaryota; Fungi; Glomeromycota; Glomeromycetes; Diversisporales; Gigasporaceae
Source: the annotation of a GenBank genome assembly
AUAUUGGAUUUGUCUUGGUUCCCACUAUAUUGGAUAUUGGAUUCAUUCUUAAUGCCUACUGAUAAUACAUUAGAUGUUAGAUUCAUUCUUGUGCUCAUUAAUAAUACAUUAGAUGUUGAAUUUAAAUUGG